CUCAUCAGUUUCAUUGGUCGAUAACUCGGUCGAUAUAAAGCGUGCGGGGACUCCUCGCAGGCGAUAUAACGACUAGUGAAACUCAUAAGGCGAUAUCUCGGUCGAUAUGCAGCAUGCGGGUGACUCCCCGCAGGCGGUAAGGUGGUAUAACGACUAGUGAAACUCAUAAGGCGAUAUCUCGGUCGAUAUGCAGCAUGCGGGUGACUCCCCGCAGGCGGUAAGGUGGCAUAACGUAAUCGUAACGAGUUGCAUAUGCACAAUUAAGGUAAAGUCACGCUCAAAGUCCAAAAUCAUAGUGUUCGGUAAAAAAGCGCCGCGCUUAAAAACCGCCUCCGUGUGAACACAAACCUACAUGGUUAUCCAUUUGUGUCAUUCAAACGCUUUUUUUUUAGCGCGCGUUGAAAGAGCGCUCAUGCGAAUGAGGCUUUAGUCUGAUCAUUUCUCCAGAUUUGUGCCUGCGUCUAAACUUCGUCAAACCAUACUUAAUAAAUGUAUGAAGAGUUUAACGGAGUUGAGUUUGACCGCACUCAUAAAAUUUGAGAACGACCCAGUCCCAUUCCGAAAACGUUUGCAAAAAGUCUCCGUCCAUACUUCACCUCUACCUCUUUAAAAGAAAGUAAACAUCAAGAAAAAUAAGUCGUUCUGACAGACUUACUUUAAACAACGAAUCUCAUUACAAAUAUUGUCAUCUUGAAAUAUAUUUUGAUAACGAUUUUGGCCCCAUUUAACAAGUUUUGUAUUUAUAUUUACAGUAUUAUAUUUGAAUCUUUAUGAAUAAAAUAUGGUUGGACAAGGCGGUGGAGGAUACUUGUUUCGGAGCGAUGAACGGUACUCGGGGAACAAGAGCCGUUUCAAAAUCGUGUCGCGGUCAUUAGCCGAAGAAGAUGCAUUCGACGUAAGACCUUUGAGGAAAGGAGUACGGAGCGGGGUGUUGUUUUCGAUAAUGAACCUGGCCAAGGGCGCGCUCGGCGGAGGCGUUCUGGCCGGUCACGUGGCCUACAUGACGGCCGGCUACUUACCCGCAAUCAUCCUCAACAUGAUCUACGGCGUCUACAUGUGCUACAACUUUUACAUUUUAGUAAUGUCCGCACAAAGGCUGUGUCGCCGAUGUCACGUGGCUUCGAUGACGUAUCCCGACGUCGGCGAAGCUGCGUUCGCUCUGUUCCCCAAUCCCAAGGUUGCAAGAUGGUCGACUUGCUACAGAAAAUGGAUCGAUGUUAUAACAUGUUUGAACCUGUUUGGCUCUUGUGCGGCGUAUCAACUGAUGGUGGCCAAAACUAUCAAACAAUUGGCAGAAGACACCCAGGAGAGCAUUUUAGAGGGUCGAAAUGGUUUACCAAGUUUGCGAGCUUAUAUUGCUUUUAUGAUAGUUCCAUUUAUCAUCAUCUGUUUAAUUACUGAAAUUAAAUACUUGGCGCCAUUUUCGAUUGUUGCAAAUAUUGUAAUAGCGAUUGCGUUGAUCGUGACCAUCUGCUACGCAGCCAAAUACAACCCCGGUUUCGAGAACAUGGUGGCGACGACUAGUUUUCUGGACGUGAUAAAAUUCACCGGCAUGUCGGUGUUCAGUAUGUCGUGCGCAGGAGUCGUCAUACCUGUGGAAAAUAACAUGAGCGAGCCCAAGAAGUUUCCUCUUGUGCUGGGGUGCGGCUACAUCUUCAUCAUAGGUGCUGUGUUCUGCGCUUCAUUUUUCGGUUAUGCCGCGUUUUUGGAUAAGUGUGAGUCACCGAUAACGAUGAAUUUUCCUUUGACAAUGGGCCCAAAAGUCCUUAAAGGUUUCAUAGCAAUCAUGAUCUACGUGACGCACGCGGUCAACUUCUUCAUGCCGUUUAACUGCGUAUACUUUUACCUGAAGCCUAAGUUUAAGCCUCAGAACCAAUUCAAGAUGGAGCUCUUCUUCAGGGCGCUCAUCGUGAUCAUCAUCUCCUUGGUCGCUAUUGCGUUUCCCAGCGUUGAUGCGUUGAUGGGAUUUCUGGGCUGUUUCUGCCUCUCCAACAUGGCUUUCAUCUGUCCGAACACAAUCUACGUAUUAGUGCACUACGAACGACCAGGUAAGAACAAGCAGUUCAUGAUAUGGCGCGCCGUUAUCCUCUCGCUGUUCGGAGUUUUCAUUCUCUUCUGUGGGUCCUUCGUCAGCGGCAAGGACCUCGUCCUCACGCUGUUCAAGAAGAAGCCACAAGACGCGACGACACCAGGUCCUGAAAAUCCAUAAUCCUGAGAUCUGGAUCUGGUCCCUCGUGCUGAAUCCCAUUUUAUAAAGCUGUGCCAUUUUGUUUAGAAUUGUAAACUUAAAUUUAGUUAAUUUGAUUUUUUUAUAUUAUUUCUACUCAGAAUUACGAGCUCUUUCGAUCCUAAUGAAUGAACGAAUGAAUGAAUGAAUGAAAUGAAUGAAAAUCUUUAUUUCAGGCAACUAGUGGCCCAUGAAUCCUUGGACCUUAAAAACUAACACACAAUAUAUUCCAAAACGAAACUCUACAAAUGACAUUAUGGUUGCUAUGCAUGACGCAAGCCCGCAGUGUCAGGGAGCUGGCCUCGGAACCGCCGAAACUUGACACCCUUCGGCCAAAACUCCUCCCUGUUGAAGGUCGCUAGAUAUUCAUUUAGAACGCUCACCACAAACGAAUUAAAAUUCGCAUUGUGUCGAGAUUCCAACUUCGCCACCCUCAGAACGAGUCCGGACUUUACUCUCAUCUUCUUCUUCCUCGCGUUGUCCCGGCAUUUGCCACGGCUCAUGGGAGCCUGGGGUCCGCUUGACAACUAAUCCCAAGAUUUGGCGUAGGCACUAGUUUUUACGAAAGCGACUGCCAUCAGACCUUCCAACCCAGAGGAUAAACUAGGCCUUGUUGGGAUUAGUCCGGUUUCCUCACGAUGUUUUCCUUCACCGAAAAGCGACUGGUAAAUAUCAAAUGAUAUUUCGUACAUAAGUUCCGAAAAACUCAUUGGUACGAGCCGGGGUUUGAACCCGCGACCUCCGGAUUGCAAGUCGCACGCUCUUACCGCUAGGCCACCAGCGCUU
Molecule: messenger RNA, 3013 nt
Organism: Cydia pomonella (codling moth)
Lineage: Eukaryota; Metazoa; Arthropoda; Insecta; Lepidoptera; Tortricidae
Product: proton-coupled amino acid transporter-like protein pathetic
Exons: 12
Coding region: 782-2209 (475 amino acids)
Biological process (GO): amino acid transmembrane transport
Cellular component (GO): vacuolar membrane
Molecular function (GO): amino acid transmembrane transporter activity
Source: RefSeq, a predicted model, not a curated record